Malassezia pachydermatis is the source of this 1302-nucleotide messenger RNA. RefSeq names its product glycosyltransferase family 15 protein. Gene Ontology annotation, cellular component: Golgi apparatus; membrane. Gene Ontology annotation, biological process: cell wall mannoprotein biosynthetic process; protein N-linked glycosylation. The record is from RefSeq and is a predicted model, not a curated record. NCBI's taxonomy places the organism in Eukaryota, Fungi, Basidiomycota, Malasseziomycetes, Malasseziales, Malasseziaceae. Bases 1 to 1302 code for a protein of 433 amino acids. Gene Ontology annotation, molecular function: alpha-1,2-mannosyltransferase activity. The transcript is spliced from 5 exons.
AUGUUGGAGUCACUGUUGCGCCGCCCUCAAAGGCUUCUUGUCCUCUUGGCGGCCUUUAUGGUCAUCUUGCUGCUAUCUACCUAUCUGUCUCUAUCCUCAUGGGGUUCCGAGCAAAUCCGUACUCAGCUGAAGCAUAUUCCGGCCAUGUUUGGUAACCAAACGUGUCCCACAGGUGACUUGCUUGCCUAUUCGAACGGAAGCUCACUGCCUAAUCUAUUCAUGAGCAAUAUUAAGACAGUAGAGGAUCUUCGUCCUUACGCCGUUCGUGGUGAUGAUGGCAAUCUGUACCCGCCUGAGUUCUAUCCUAAAGACAUUAACAAAGCGCCGCGUGCCAAGGCUGCCUUUAUCAGUUUGGUCCGUAACGAAGAACUGGAGGGGAUGAAGUCGAGCAUGCGUGAAGUUGAGGACCGCUUCAAUCGGAAAUUCGGUUACCCAUGGAUCUUUUUGAAUGACAAACCAUUCUCCGAGGAGUUCAAGAAGGGUGUCUCCAAGAUGACACGCUCACCUGUACACUUUGGCCUUGUUCCCCAGGAACACUGGAGCUACCCAAGCUGGAUCGACCAGGAUAAGGCUGCUUCGCAGCGCAAGAAGAUGCAUGAGGCGAAUAUUAUUUACGGUGGCUCGGAGUCGUACAGGCACAUGUGCCGCUUCCAGAGCGGCUUCUUCUGGCGCCAUCCGCUUACUUACGAGCUUGGUCUGGAGUACUAUUGGCGUGUGGAGCCGGAUAUUAAGAUUUUCUGUGAUGUCGACUAUGAUCCAUUCCUGUUUAUGCAGCUCAACAACAAGGCGUAUGGGUUCACUAUGUCCAUCCACGAGUACCCAUUGACGAUCCCUACGCUGUGGGAUGAGACCAAGAAAUUUGUUCAGGCGCACCCAGAGUACGUGGCGCCUGAUAAUGCCAUGGGUUUCAUUACGGACAAGCCAAACAAUAUUGCAGACUCUACAUACAACAUGUGCCACUUCUGGAGCAACUUUGAGAUUGGUGAUUUGCGCUUCUGGCGUGGUCAGCAAUACAUGGACUACUUUACGACGCUGGACAAGGCGGGGGGUUUCUUCUAUGAGCGUUGGGGUGAUGCGCCCGUGCAUAGCAUUGCGGCAUCUAUCUUCCUGAACAGGUCGCAGAUCCAUCACUUUGAGGACAUUGGCUACCGCCACAACCCGUGGAACCACUGCCCGGCCAACCGUGCCAAGUACCAUGAUACAGGCAAAUGUUUGUGCGAACCUGAGCAGUCGUUUGACCGCGACAGCUAUUCCUGCAUGAAUGAAUGGUGGCGCGUGUCCGUCGAAGGCCCGCCCAAGUAG